CCUAUAGGUAGCCCUUUUUCUGGCGCCAUGGCCGCCCCACCCAGUCGCAAGCCAAGCCGGAAACGACUUCAAACCAAUACCAGCCUCCCGCAGCUUCAGGCUACGAGCACCAGGUUUGAGGGCGUCAAAAAUGGCUUGGCCGGCAGCAAAUCGCUACCACAGAUGCCAUUGUUGCGACAGCAAGAAGCCAAUACCUUGCACACCGAGCAGAAAAGUCGCACCUGCAGUGGCUUCUUCGUCCCACUGCCGCAGCUGCAGCAUGCGCCGUUGCCGCAUUUCCAACAACAAGCCCUGAAGAUUCUCGGUGAACGUCUUGCCCGUGGCGCUACCGAUGGCUAUGGAUGGGGCGAAAAGAGGCAGAGCACCAUUGCACGCGUUGCGAAGCUGGCAAACGCUUCUCCCGCCGUGAUGCCCGGUGUUUGGAGGUUGGAAACGCGUGCAGGAAUCUAUACAGACCUGGAACGAGAUCUGGAAGUGAAGACAAUGAAAGAAACUACUGCACGCUGGAAACCAACUGCCGACAUGGCCGAGCUCGAGGCUGAAGAGCUGAAGCGCCUGGAGAAGGUAAAUCAGCGCCGGGCGAUUCAACGGCCUGUGGUGCACCUUAGUAUGUGGGAUCGCAAGAACUGCCAAAACACCGCGCUGGCGGGCGACAAGCAGUACGUGGCCCAGUGCCUCAGCAAGGUCUCAGAAGAUGAAGCUGCCAAACUGGCACGCACACAAGUCUUGCGGGACAAGUGGUUCCAGAGUGUCUUCCAGCCCAUGCCAGGCCAUGUCAUUAGCAAAGAAAUUUUGCAACGGAUGCCUCCUCCAACCAUGCAAGCAGAGGCAGAAGAAACGAGGUCUCAGUGUGUAAAUGAGCAUGAGGAAGAGGAUGAAGACAAUGAGGAGUUCAUCUUCGAACAGGUGGAGAUUACCAGCAUCAUCAACUGCUGUCGAAGUUUUUUCGUCUUGGGUCGAGACAGUGGGCCUGAAGUCCUAACGCGUGCGGCGUUUUGUCGCAUGGCCUGCGCCUUCGAGGGCUUUCGCUCGCAGGGGAGACCCUGGCUGAAGCGAUCGGUUGCCCAUUUCGAUCGUUUGUGCAGCAAGAUCGUCGUGCAAAGCGAAGGGACCACCUUAGAGGUCCUCGGAAUGCGAAUGCCGGAUGUCCAAAGUUUGGCAAACUUCGGUGGUGAGGUGACCAUUUUGGUCCUUUUUCGCUGCUUAUUGCAGGACAUGUUAGAUGAUAUGGGCUGGGUGGAAGCUCGACAGACCCCCAGCCGCCGAAGCAGUAUGAAGCGGAACCUGCGAAACUGGUUCUUCGAGUCCUUACUGCCCUCAGCGCAAGACUAUGCGCACGCGCGACAGGAGGUCUUGAAGGCCCGCAUUGAUCAAGCAAAGCCUGAUGGUCUCGCUGAGGUUGAGGAGGAGGAAGCACCGGCCGCUGGACCGCUGCCGGACGACGCGGACGCGGACGACGCGGACGCGUCGCCUGUGUCGCCUGUGCCGACCAUUCGAGUGGUGAGCGAAGAUGACCCGAGACCCGAGGAGUCAGCAGUGCAGGCUCAGGAGGUUGUGCCGGAAACCACGGUUGUCGAGCCAGAAGUGGAAGAGAAAGCAGAGCUUCAAGCGGAGGGGGAAGUGACCGAAUUUCCUGAUCUUCACAUGAAUGAGAAGAACGAGCUCUAUGCGCACACCUUUGUGGUACAGAAAGGUGAGAAUUUGCUGUGCCAGUUGAUGGAGCCUGAGGUGAUGUGCCUCCUGCCGCAGCUGAGUGAUGUGUUCUUCAAGCUAUUUGAGGCAUAUGCCGAUCUUCCCAUGCCUGAUGGUAGCGGCAGCAUGAGUCUGAAAGGACUGCUGCGUUGCUGCAGCGACUUCGAACUUUUUCCGGAUCGGGUCGACUACAAGACCGUCCUGUGGAUUUAUAACUUUGCAGAAGGCUGUAGCGAAGUGGAGACACCCUCCGAGCAGCCCAAAAGCAAGCCGCCGCCGAGUCGGGGCCGGGAUGGCUCCAAGAGGAGCGAGAGGAGAUCCAACAAGCUGCUCAACAGGGGAAGUGGCCGGAUGAAGCGGAGCCUCCUGAAGGCUAGCUCCAAACAGAUGGAGAAAGGAGACACCUCGACAUGUAUUCUAUACCAUGGCAAGUGGAUCAAGGAGCACCUCAUUUGGAUGACCAAAACCCCUCAGGAGAUGUCAGCCUCGGAGUUACGGGCAAUUGGGAUUUUGACGCCAACGGCCAAGUGGAUGGAAUGCCAAUGCCUCACCGCGAAAGAACUGCUGGUCUACUUCGACGACGAUGGCAACGGCGCCCUGAGUGCGGACGAGCUGGGCACGGCCUUGCAGUUCAUGAGCUUCGAAGAUCCGCCCACCAAGGAAGACAUUGAAGAUGUUUUCAUGAAGUUGUUACCUCCGAAGGCCGUGGAGCUGGACCUGGAAAUCAUCGGCAUGGCGAUGACGGCGGUGAGCAAAAAAGAGGAGCACAGCAGUGUCGCCUACUGCGUCAUGGUCAAGGACAUCGCCAAGAUGAACAAAGAACAGUCCAACGCAGCAAUCUUCUUCCGCGAAAUGGUUCAGUACAUGAAGCCGCUGGGGGCUGAUUCCCGGGCGACUGGGACUAGCACGCACGAUCUCUUCGUGAAACUGGAUGAUCAGAAGCUGGGAGCCCUUACGGGGCGUGAGAUCACCGAAGGCUUUCGCUGCCUGGUGACCGUCAUGGGACAGGCCAGUCCCGCCUUUGAAAUCGACAACGCCUUUUUGCUGCACGACCCACAGGGUCUGCAGAAGUUCACCAAAACCGACUUCGUGAAGUUGAUGGCGCAGGUGAGACGGGCGGAACGCUAUCGCGCCCAAUCGAAGCAUCCUCAUCCCAUCUUUCUGACCACAGAAUCUGCGCAGGGAUCGAACAAGUCCAAGAAGGUCUUUGGUCCUGUGGCGUUUACGGAAUGCAUGGUGAAGAUCGGCCUGGAAUACUUGAGCUACCACGGCAACCUCACGCAGCAGGCGCUCCCAGCAUAUCAGAAGCUGGUUUGGCUAUUUGCCUUCCUCACAUGGUCCUUCGAUUCGGCGCAACAGCGCUUCGCGGCGCAGCAGAGGCGGCCCGACUCGGAGGGAUCCCGAUGUGGCUCCAGGUGCUCCGAGAGGUGCGGGAACGCGGAGACGGGUGGCUGA
This is a messenger RNA of Cladocopium goreaui, 3147 nucleotides long. NCBI's taxonomy places the organism in Eukaryota, Dinophyceae, Suessiales, Symbiodiniaceae. The record is from the annotation of a GenBank genome assembly.